Molecule: messenger RNA, 2374 nt
Organism: Daphnia carinata
Lineage: Eukaryota; Metazoa; Arthropoda; Branchiopoda; Diplostraca; Daphniidae
Exons: 3
Coding region: 1-1896 (631 amino acids)
Cellular component (GO): nucleus; cytoplasm
Molecular function (GO): protein binding
Source: RefSeq, a predicted model, not a curated record
AUGGUACGUGACGAAACUGAUAUCCUAGAGAUACUAGGCCUAUCUAGUACUGAUUUCUCUAAACUAAAAUAUCGAAAAGAUGAAGCUAAAAAGUUCCGUAACAAGGUGGGAAAACUUCAGUUUCUACAAGGAAAAAGCGAAGUAUCCAUUCAAGAAGAUGACGAUACGAACAUAAAAGAAAAGGGUAAAAGUAAUUCACUCCAUGGUUUGUGCCGUAGCAAUUCAAGCUCAAAUUUUAUCAACGAAAUAAAACGCUUGAUCGACCUCGGGUACAACGUGAAUGAUAAGGACAAGGACGGAAAAAGCCCGCUCCAUUAUUUGUGCCAGUACAAUUCAAGCCCACAUUUUGUCGAUGCAAUUCAACUCUUAUUCCAACACGGCAUUGACGUGAACGCAGAAAGUGACAAUGAAAAGAAUGCGCUCCAUUAUUUGUGUCAGUACAAUUCAAGCCCACGCUUAAUCGAUGCCAUCCAACUUUUCGUCCAACACGGCAUCGACGUGAACGCAAAAGACAAUUACGAAAAGAAUGCGCUCCACUAUUUGUGUGAAAACAAUUCAAGCCCACACUUAAUCGAUGCAAUUCAACUCUUGGUACAACUCGGCUUUGACGUGAACGCAAAGAGCAAGUACGGAAUGAAUGCGCUCCAUUAUUUGUGCCAGUACAAUUCAAGCCCAAAAUUAAUCGACGCAAUCCAACUCUUGGUCGAAAUCGGAAUCGACGUGAAAGAAAAGGACAAGGACGGAAGGAACUCGCUCCAUCAUUUGUGUCAGUACAAUUCAAGCUGGCAUUUAAUCGAUGCAAUGUAUCUUUUAGUCAAACUCGGUAUCGACGUGAAAGAAAAGGACAAGGACGGAUGGAACCCGCUCCAUUAUUUGUGUCGGUACAAUUCCAGUUCAGACUUAAGGGGCGCAAUUCAAAUCUUAAUCCAACAUGGAAUUAAUGUGGAAGAAAAAACCAAUGAUGGAUGGAACGCUCUGCAUUUUUCGUGUCAAAACAAUUCAAACUCAAACUUACUUGAAAUACUUUCAAUUUUAAUCGAAAAAGGCGUGGACAUCAACGAAAAAACCAACCGUGGUGAAAAUGCAAUCGAUAUCUUAGUCAAGAACGAGAUUGAUGAAAAUCUAAAAUCAAACGUCCUAAAAUUUCUAAUUCGACAUGGGAUUCGAGUGCACCUCGACAAUACAGUCAGUCCAAAUGUGAAUCAAUACGUUUUCAAAGAAAACGAUAAUUAUGAUGGAAGGUUUUUAAACCUACUGACAAAGAAAGAAAUCCGUUUGGGAUGGCAUGAGCAAUGUGAAAAUUGCAAUCAAAUACUGUCAAUUGAGAGAAAUCCCCGAGUACGAUUGCAGCACCACCACAUGUUUGGCAACUGUUACAGAGUAUUUCACUUUCUCUUGAAACAUUUAGAAACAUGGGCGAAAUCAAACCAAGAAUCAGGGGAAUCAGAGAUGGAUAUGCGCAACCCAGCAGAGUGGCUGCGCAAAAAAGCAGAACAAUAUCAUCAAAGUGAAAACGAAAUAACAUACAAAGAAAACUUGGAAGUAAUGGCGGAGGUCAGUGAGCAAGUAAAAAAAGGGAGCAACUCGCGGGAUUUUAACUGUGACAACUAUGAACGCUAUUUGAGAUCCAUGUACUCGAUUGCGGAGAUGAUCGACUCCAACGAGUCAAUGGGACAAAUCAAAUGGUUUUAUCUUUUACCUUUUGAUUUUCCCAUGGAUUACGAAAAUGAGAAAGAUUCAGAAAUCAAACGAGCGAAAAUUGAAUGGGACAAGACGCUUUUCAGCUGGGCGCACAGCGAAACUGACACAUGUUACGGCACGUUUAUGAAAGAAGAUGCCAACGAGGGAUUUUUCCUGCCGAAACAGUUCAAGCACAAGUGUCAUGGUGAGCUCUAAUGAUACUAUGUUGAUGUCAAUCAACAUAAGGAAUAAUUCAAAUUCCGACAAUAGCGUUCUUUUACGUCAAAAAUGCGUUAUUGUUUUAUCGUAGAACUUGAUGGCAAAUUACAAGAACAUUAAGCGUCAACUCCUUAAGGAAAUGUUUGUUGUAAUUUAUUGUUUCGCCAUCCUAACCGACUCAUAAAGAGUGCAGCUAUUGAUCACAACGAAAAAAAAAAUGCGAACCAAGAUGGGCAAAUGACGUAUGAUAGCUUAGUUAACAGUAUGAAGGAAAAAGAUUUCAGAAGGAACGCCUCCACCUUUUUAACUGGAAACGGGAUUGAAGUGCAUCGCAAAUAUGAUGUGACGCAACAGACGGAAACAGAAACCUGGCAAUUUUUGGAACAAGGGAUUUUGAUUUGUUUUUUUUUUUUUAAAUAAUAGCAUAAUGUUGUCUUUCUAGUUUCCCCAAUAUAGUGACGGCUAUAAAAUACAC